Lobosporangium transversale is the source of this 2924-nucleotide messenger RNA. RefSeq lists its product as hypothetical. The transcript has 13 exons. Gene Ontology annotation, biological process: proteolysis. NCBI's taxonomy places the organism in Eukaryota, Fungi, Mortierellomycota, Mortierellomycetes, Mortierellales, Mortierellaceae. The record is from RefSeq and is a predicted model, not a curated record. The coding region runs from base 91 to 2826 and encodes 911 amino acids. Gene Ontology annotation, molecular function: calcium-dependent cysteine-type endopeptidase activity.
ACAGAUUCUGCAGAUCUCUUUUGGCAGGCAUGGAAAGCUGCUCCGGAAGGCCCCACAAAAGAAACUCUGAAGCAGAGGCUAAACGAUGUAAUGGGUCGAGCCGAGGAUAUUAAAGGGGUUCAUUUGAAUACGAUGCCGCUUUUAAAAGAGAAGCCAAGUUAUACACCUAUCAUAGCUGGACCCUCUAAUUUGACACCUCAGGAACUUCGAGUCCUCAAAACCACCAUGGUCAUCAACAAUAAAAGAUAUCAUCCAUGGAGCGAUGCAGAUGUCAAGGAUUUACUUCGAGAAAAGGGGCCUUUUACAGAUCCAGAUGGGAUGCUCGCACUCUCUGAUAAGCAGACUGCCAAGUUUGGGUCUUGGAAGCGUGUCUCCCAGAUCAUGGAAAAUCCAAAAAUGAUAUGUUUGAUUUCAAGCACAAGCAUUGUGCAGGACAUUGUGACAGAUUGUUCAUUUGUAGCGAGCUUGUGUGUUAGUGCGAGCUAUGAAAGGCGAUGGAAGAAACAGUUAAUUCGAGCAUGUAUAUACCCUAAGAACAAGUUUGGCGAACCCUGCUAUAAUCCACAUGGGAAAUAUCUUGUCAAGCUCACCUUCAACGGCAUUGCUCGACGCGUUGUGGUCGACGAUUACCUACCAGUUUCCAAAGCGGGAACUUUAAUGUGUACUUUCUCAACCAACAAGAACGAGCUAUGGCCUAGUAUAAUUGAAAAGGCGUACAUGAAGUUGAUGGGUGGUUACGACUUUCCUGGCUCGAAUUCUGGAAUUGAUCUUUACGCUCUGACUGGAUGGAUACCUGAGCAUAUUUUUAUCAAAGAAACUAAUUUUGAUAGCGAAAAGCAGUGGAAACGAAUGAUGGAUGGACAGCGCAAGGGUGUAGCGCUAGUAACUAUUGCUACGGGGCAUAUGUCAGAUGAGGAGGCAGAUCAUUUAGGACUUGUGCCUACUCACGCAUACGCUGUAUUGGACUUGAAGGAAGUUCAAGGUCUGCGGUUACUACAAGUCAAAAAUCCAUGGAGCCAUAAACGCUGGAAAGGGCCGUUCAGUCAUCUUGAUGCGGAUCAUUGGACAGAAGAACUGAAGAAGGAGCUAAAUUUUGAUCAGUUUGCAGCGCUGAAGAAUGAUGAUGGCAUUUUCUGGAUUGAUUAUGAAUCUGUUUGUUCGACAUUCGACACCAUACACAUCAACUGGAACUUGGAGACUUUGAACUACCGAGCUGUGAUUCACGCGCCUUGGCCAUGCAAUUAUGGGCCAAAGCGGGAUAACUACAAUCUUGGCUAUAAUCCACAGUUUACGCUGAUAACGAACGUCAAGGGUUCUCGACCAUGUGUGAUUUGGCUGCUACUCUCAAAACACAUCACCAAGACAGAGGAAAACCGAGACUUUAUCACGUUACAUGUCUUCGAUGUUCAAAGACAGGUACAAAACCAAGCUAUAACAUAUAUCCCUGCAAUCUCUUUAUCCUCUGCUUCAGCAAGUACAUCUACAUCUCUCGCUUCAUUACCUGGGCAAGCAACAUCUUCAUUGUCCGUUUUGUCAGCCCGUAGUCAGGGUACAAGGAUUUAUUAUGAAGGUAAUUCGUUGAUCAAGGGUAUGUAUGUCAACAGCCCUCAUAUUUUAGUCCGCUUCGAAGUCCCUUCAGGCCAAAGCGAAUACACGAUUGUGUUGUCACAGCAUAUCAAGACUCGAGACCUUCAUUUCACAUUAAGAGCAUAUGCCAUGUGUGAAUUUGAGCUUCGAGAAAUACCUAACAAAUAUGCUAUUGAGCGGAAGUUUGAGGACGAGUGGACGGAAGAGACUGCAGGUGGAAGUGGCAAUAACGCCAGCUUCCUAAACAAUCCACAGUAUCGUUUGGUCGUGCCUGUGCCCCCAGCACCUCAAACGGCAACAUCAGUCCUAUUCAUGUUGGAAUCGCCUACGGAUUAUGCAGCACAUGUACAGCUGGUGAACUCGCAGGGCAAGCGUGUUUCAUGUGUUUGGACAAAGGAUAUUAUCGCACAGUCUGGCGAAUACCGCCAUGGGUUCUGCUAUUGCGAAGCUACUGAUAUUCGACCGGGGCAAUAUACUGUUAUCGUGUCAACCUUUGAACCAAAUCAAAUUGGGAAAUACAGACUAACAAUGCAGUCCCAUAUCGAGCUAUCGUUAACUCCCAUCCCUAUCGAAGGGGCUGGAAUGUUUAAAAAGACUUUGAAAGGUGAAUGGGUCCUAGGUGUCAGUGCCAUGGGUUGGCAUCACCAUCAAAGUCUCAGCUAUGCAAAGAACCCACAUUUCCUCGUUCCUAUAACAGAGAUGACGUCGUUCAAGGUCCGGUUACAAACUCCCGAGAUGACUAACCCAAUGCCGAAGACUAACAUCACAGUCUUUGAACGGUUGGAUGAAGGCAUCCUUGGACGAGAAAUAUGCUCCUCUGGGCCCUACGCUUCCAUUCCUCAGGGUGUAGCCACAGAUACAAUCACGCUCUUGCCGAACCAGCAUGGGUAUCUAAUGGUGGUAUCGACAUUAGAGCCAGGGAUUGCAGGCAAAUUUGUGUUAUAUGCCUAUAGUGACCGUGCCCUGGACAUUAAGCCUGGCGGUGGAGCGGCGACGACUGUGAACGUGAACAUUGAUGGGACAGCAUCUUCAAUCAGAUCACUAUCGCUGUCAUCCUCUUCUGGAGGCUCCCCAUCACCAAGUAUUGCUAACUAUUCACCGUUAUAUUCGCCAUCAGGAAAUCCAAGUGGAGGAAACUAUGCGAAUAAUCGGCCAUCAAUGAGGUUCAGAAGACAGACUGGACCUGGACCAGGACAAGGUUCCACAGGUGGAGGACUUCUCUCGCCUUCAAAUUACUAGCUUUUUUUUUUGUGUAUAUUUUUGUAUAAAAUCCUCCUAGAUCGCUUUUCUCAGGCCCGAAGUUGUUUUUUUUAUCAUUCAUUCAACUCCUCUUCUCC